Messenger RNA from Ruditapes philippinarum (Manila clam), 3357 nucleotides. Its product is annotated as RING finger protein 145-like. The transcript is spliced from 3 exons. Lineage: Eukaryota; Metazoa; Mollusca; Bivalvia; Venerida; Veneridae. The record is from RefSeq and is a predicted model, not a curated record. Bases 775 to 1572 code for a protein of 265 amino acids.
AAUCAGUCAGAAUCAAAAUAACAAAUGCCUACUUAAAAUUAUCGAAAAUGUCAGACAAAAGCGUUAUUCAUAGUAACAAUUAUUAACGUUUUUUAUUGUUGUCUAUACUGUACUUUAAUUUUGUAUUUCAUAUUGUUAUAGUCAUGGCGAUUUCUUCCGGCCAGAUAUGGGCACACAAUGUUGCUUAAUUUAUUUUAAUGGCAUUAUAAAUUUGCAUUAACUUAAUAUAAUUAGUUUUCUAUACUAGUGCACAGUUAUUCUGCUUAUCGGCCAACAGAUGCACAUAAAGGUGUAAAAUCUCAAGUAUUUUGUAUGGAAGUCAAACAUUUUGCAACCUUUAUGACUUUAUGACACGUUUUUGCACAUUUCAUUUAGCGCCACUAUCUUCAGAUGUGUUCUAAAUCCAUUAUUAAAACAUUAUUAAACACAUGUAUACAUGCCCUUUCUGAAGAAUUAAAAUUUUACUGAUUUAAAUGUACAUAAGAUUCGUGUAGGCUAUACAAAUUUCAACUCAUCAAAAUGUAUGACCUAAUUGUAGACAAUACCUAAAGUUGACAUAUUAUAAACUACGUUAUAAACUAUGUAAUACAAGAUUAAAACAGACAUGUCAACAGAUGUUGUUUAAAUAGACAUUACUGAUUUCUAUUUAUAGAACGAGAAAUGUUUUGGUUUUUCCUAUUUACCGCCGAUCAUGAAUAUUUAUAAAGCCAUUUUUUUCAUGGGUCGAUACGUUCGAUAUUUUGUACUGAACACGGUUGGAUAUACAAUUUCAUUAUGGAAUCUCUCAAAUUAGGAGUUAUGUAUGUUGAGAGUCAUUCACGGAGAUUGUACGGAUGUAUAGAGAAAAUGUCGCUAAAUAUUGGUGAUAAAUGUGACAAUUUUAUGUAUAUAACAUCAGCAAGGAGAAAAUACUGGUGCGAAGUGCUCCUACGGUUACCCCUGUUGUUCAUUAUACAUCAGUGGUUACUAGUCAGUCCAUAUUCUAACUACUGGAUUAUUGAUAUAGUUCUUUUCAUCGUAAGAUAUGGAGUUGCUCUUAUUUUGGCCGGAUCUUGGGCUUACAACAGCGGAGUUCUUCUUCAAGUCUACAUUACACUUACAUUCGACAUAACGAUGGCCUGGAUUAAAUACAUCGACUACUGGACAUACCAAGAUGAAGCUUAUGAAAUGUGUCAUGAUAAGAGCGUGCUAGUGUGGUCAGAUGUGACAGACAAUGUAAGGUUACCAUUGAUUUGCUCAAUUAUACUGCAACUGAUAUAUCUUUGCACAAGACCAGGAGAAUUAAGUCAUAGAUCGAAGGACGAUGGACCAUCAAUGUUAUAUAUUGGAUUACUGUCAACACUGGUUCCCAAAAUUUUGAGCACUCUUAGUAUAUUUCCUACCUUUAUGUCAGAAUUGUCGUACUGGAUUGACAUUUUUUUACUGAUUGUAAUAAUUGUUUUUGAGGUUGUCACACUGAUGGACAUAGAUGCAGCAGUUGACAGAAAGAAGCUUAUGUCUCUGAUCGCCAAGUAUACACAAACAAAUGAAAUUGAAACAAAAAAUAAAUAUAAUCAGCAAUUGCAGAUGUAAACCGUCGUAUAGAGAACCGAAAUAAAGGACAAACUAUUAUAGCUAGUUUUCCAGGAAAAUGGUUUGUAAGAGAUUCCAUUUUGUUCUUUGGGAUUGCUUAUCUAGCAAUUAUGUUAUUAAUUGAGGUUACAGUCUAUCAAAGACCAAUAUUGUCGUUUAUGUCAUUAAACACUUACCUAAAAGUUCUUGCAAGAUGGUGCACUACGCAUGUUAGUGUACUCGUCAUUUCUUACGUCUUGGGUUUAUUGUCCAACGUUACUGUUGCCCUAGGUAACUGGUUCUUGACAACAGAAAUCCACCUCGUUGAGGCCUUCAAUGCUAAUAUUGGUGGAGUUGUCCAAGUUGUUGCACUUAUUACAUUUACUGAAGCAAAUGUGCUGGCUUUGGAAGAUGAGGAAAAAGUUGAUGCUAUGGCGCUUAUAGCGUUUUUGACGAUGUAUGCUAUUGUAUUUCAAACACUUGCUGUUCUUGAGCAGAAAAUUUUCCAAGCAGUUAAUAACGGAACUUCCCCUGGAGUAUUAUUCUACAUGCGUGCGAUUAUUCUCAGCGGAUUACUUGUCACUAUUCCAUCCUUAUCUACUUUGGUUGUAUCUAGAAAUUUGAAUUUAAGUCCAUGGCUCCUAUUUUUUGCAUCCGGAAAUUCCACUUUAGUUGUUCGUGCAGUCACUUUAAUGUUAGAAUCUGUCUUAAUGAAAUGCACGUGGUAUACAUCAAAUCAUGUUACUAAAAUCGAGGACUUUCUACAUUAUACUAGGGCUUGUAAAACAUUUGUCCUACUUUUACUGAACUGUGUACAGUGCUAUUGUAGAUAUAUCUGUCCAUUUUUCAAAGGAUGGUGGUUUAUGCGUCUCUGCCUUGCUUUGUUCAGUUUGGUAGCAGUGGCUGGAAUCCUCGGAUUAAAUGAAUUUAACAGAUACAAAAGUAGACAAAAAAUGUUUACACUUCUUAGAAACCUACAAGAUGUGGUAUUUCAUGCUGAAUCAAGUGACGCAGAUGACACACAUGAGUGCGCCAUAUGCUACCUUGUAAUGACAAACGCAAAGAAAUUACCUUGUAAUCAUAUCUUUCAUUAUGAUUGCUUAAGGAAAUGGUUUCUAGUUAGAACAGUGUGUCCAUUGUGUAACACUGAAAUCAGGGAUGAGAAUAUCCAAGUGCAAGAAAAUCAAUAAUUAUAAAUAAUCACAAUAAUUUUGCAUCUUAAAUAUUUAACUUAAUUAUGAUAACUCAAUUUUGGCACCACUGUCAAAUAAAGUGAAAAGGUCUGAUUUCUUUAAAGUGAAGGUUUAGUUUGUAAAUGUCUUGUACAUUAUACUCUGUAAAUAACUUGUUCAUUAAUAGUUUAUAAAUGUUAAGUUUGUAAAUGUUUUGUUAUCUCGGGUUGGUAUUUAUUUUAUACUUAUACCGUUUAAAAGAUGAAAUAUGUUAUCAAAAUCAAAUGGCUUUUAAAGUAAUAUAAGUUUUUUUUAAUUUAACAUUUAAAUAGCAUAGAUGUAUAAUAUUUCAGUUAAAGAAUAUCCAUUGAAAUUGACUGCAUAAUUCUGGAAAGAAUUAUUCAACAGUUUUAAACACAUUUUAGAUAACAUACUUUGAAACAGUGUAAAUGUUGAAAUACUAGUUUGACAUGGUUUCUUUUUUUAAAUGCUUAGCUUUUAUAUCAUUUAUAUUAUACCAUCAUUUAAUAUAUCAAUAUACAAAUAUUAUAUGAACAUUAAGUUUGUCAUUGGAUUUGUUUGAUGGUUCAAGUAUUUUUUAUUAAAGCACUGUACAUGUUUUUUUUAGAUUUGC